Molecule: messenger RNA, 2452 nt
Organism: Drosophila busckii
Lineage: Eukaryota; Metazoa; Arthropoda; Insecta; Diptera; Drosophilidae
Product: synaptotagmin-5
Exons: 6
Coding region: 371-1900 (509 amino acids)
Biological process (GO): calcium-ion regulated exocytosis; cellular response to calcium ion; regulation of calcium ion-dependent exocytosis
Molecular function (GO): syntaxin binding; calcium-dependent phospholipid binding; clathrin binding
Source: RefSeq, a predicted model, not a curated record
UUCAGUUGCCUGCUCUACGUAAACUAAACAUAAAUAUAAAAUACUAUAUACUGUUUGCUUGUGUGUGUGUGUGUUUAUAUUUAUUGGCCUGCAAAAUUUGUCGAAAACGUUUAUCGUGCAUUCAACAAGCUAAUUGAAUUAAUAUUUAAUGAAAGCCGCCUAAUAGGGAAAUUGCUUUUAAACGCUCGAAUUGCGCUCAGAAAAUAGAAAGCAGCAUGCCGCGUUUCGUUUAGAGCAUAUUGCGCAUACGACACGUUAAGGCGUCAGCAUAAAAGUAAACAUAUUGUUGCGAGAAAAACACGCAAAUUCCUUUGCAUUCGUUCGUGUGUGUGUGUGUGUGUGUGUGUGACAACUAAGUCAAGUAAAAAGGAUGGAUAUAGUUAUACGUGAGCAGGAGAUUUCGCUAGCGCAGAUUGGCAUUUAUGCCUCUGUUAGCUUCUUGGUUGUUACAGCUGUGGGUGCUGCACUUUAUACCACCUGCUCCCGCCGCUAUCGCCUCAACUGGUUUGAGCAAAAUCUACUCGAGUCUGCCAGCGAAAAGGCAGAGGACCAGCAAAGUCGCGAGGCUUUGGUAACUGGCGCUGUUGCUGGCUACAGCGUGCAGCACGAGUCCUUGCCACGCAGCAAAUUGCAGCUAAAUGCUGGUGGCAACUUGAGUCCCACUUCGCUCAAUGGCGAGCAGACGGAGCAAACAGCGUUCUGGGUGCCAGCCUCAGUGAGCGCCAGCACCACAGCAGCCGUGCAGCAGCAGGUGCUGGUGGGUGGCAACAACAACAACAAUACGGAGGAUUCGGCACCACCCACACCCACUUCGCCCACUGGCAGCAUGAAGUCGAACACCUUGUCCUUUUGCUCUACGAACUCAGUGCCCAUUGCUCGCUCCGAUAAGCAUGUGGUGCUGGCUAUGCAUCCAAGUCGUCCACGCGUCUCCUCCAUGAAUGCCAAGCUCGAUCAUACGAAAAUUGAUAUGACGCUUUAUCGCAGCCACUCGCAGCCCAAAUCGUUGCCUCAUGCUACAGCUGUCAAUGAAUCUCGUGGCAAUUUGCAUGUAUCCCUCAGCUAUGAUCCUGUGGGUGGACUGCUUAGUGUGCGCUUGUUAGAGGCACAAAAUUUGCAGCCUCGUCAGUUUAGCGGCACAGCUGAUCCUUACGCCAAGAUACGUCUGCUGCCCGAUAAGAAAAACUUUUGGCAAACGCGCAUACACAAGCGUACUUUGAACCCAGUUUUCGAUGAGCACUUUAACUUUGAGGUCACGGCUGGUGUGAUUGACAAGCGCACCUUGGAGAUUUUGUUGUACGACUUUGAUGCAUAUUCGCGACAUGUUUGCAUAGGCGGCACCAAGUUGCAUUUGGCCAAUCUGGAGUUGAGUGAGCCGCUUAAGCUAUGGACACCACUCAGCUCCGCCUCGGUCCAGGACAUGAAAGUGGAUUUGGGCGAUAUUAUGGUCUCAUUAGCCUAUUUGCCCUCCGCGGAACGUUUGAUGGUUGUGCUAAUCAAGGCGCGUAACUUGCGCAUUGUGGAUGACGCACGCAAUUCCUCAGAUCCUUACGUGAAGGUUGUGCUCUUUGGUCCUGGCGGCAAAAAGUUGAAGAAACGCAAGACAGGUGUGCAGCGCAAUUCCGUGAAUCCUGUUUACAAUGAGGCCUUGGCCUUCGACGUUGGCAAGGAGACGCUUAAGAAUUGCGUUCUAGAGUUUACAGUGGUGCAUGAUGGUUUGCUAGGCUCCAACGAAAUACUGGGACGCGCUUUGGUUGGCAACUCCGCCGAAGUGCCGCAUGAUGAGCGCAUUUUCUUUGAGGAAAUGUUUCGUGCUAAAAAUGCCACCGCACAGUGGGUCACAUUGCAUGAGCCGCCAAAUAGCAACUUGGCUGCCUUAGCCAAGACAGCAACCAAGCAUUAAAAGCACACAAAGCUGUAAAAAGUUUAGAGCGAGAGCGAGAACGUACAACUGUUGCGUCCGCCGUUAACGUCGCGUAUACGCAAUUUUUGUUUGGAAAUUUUGCAGGGAUAUACAAUUUAUAGAAGCAACAGGCGUCAAGGUUUUGAAACAGUAAAAUUGUAGCACAAAAUGCGUUAAUGCGCAUAUAUUUACAAUAUAUAUAUUAUAUAUGUGCUUAUCCUAGUAACAAUUGUUAAAACCCAAUUAAAAUGUACCUAAAAUGCAAUUCUAUACCUACAUAUAUAUAUGCAUAUAAAUACUGGAACUAUAUUUAUAACAAACUUAGCUGAUACAAAAAAAAAAAGAAAACAUUAAUCGCUUAUGUUCAGUAUUGAGGUUUGGUUUUUACAGUUAGCUUAAUAUACUUUUCUUAUAAUCCGUGUCUUCGGUUUUCAGUUUUUAUUUCAAAAUAUAGCAAACAUGCAAAGAGUUCCAAGAAAAAACACAUUUCAUUUAGAUAUAGUUCAGUUCACAAACUUCUAAUAAUAAUUUAUUAGCAAUGCUUUAAGCUAC